GGGGGGCGGGGUCCCGUGACGUCAAAGGUGGAAAAAAAACAGCAGAGCAGGAAUCAAAACAAGAGACGGACACGCCUUCGUUCUUAAAGGUUAUAGCAGCUUAUAUUUUAUAACUGCUGCUGUCAUAGCUGCAGUAAACCCCGCCUGUCAUCCACGAGGACACCAAUAACAACAACAACAACAACACAAAGAAAAAGCAUUGCAAAAAAAGCACCACUGCAGAAAUGGAGUCCACAGAAAUGUCAGACAGCGUUGACAGCAGCCGUUGAUAGAAGUCGAGAAUAACACUGACGUCCGAAUCCUGUGCAAUGCCCAACCAGAAGAGCAACAAGGGAAAGAAAAGCAAACGCACUAACAGUAGCGGAGAUGAGCAGGAAAAUGGAGCCUGUGCGGCCGCGGCAGGAGGCGCGGCCGCGGCGGCCGCUGCGCCCAGACACGAGCGCUCGAGCGAGGGCCAGUGUGCGACCCCUCUCGGCUGCAGCUUGGCCCGUCCCAUCGACCUGGAGAAGGACGACUACCAGCGCGUGCUCUGCAACAGCGAGCUGUGCCCUUACGGCAACUGGAUGCACCUGCAGUGUUUCUACGAGUGGGAGAGCUCCAUCCUCGUCCAGUUCAACUGUAUCGGCCGCGCGCGCUCCUGGAACGAGAAGCAGUGCAGGCAGAACAUGUGGACCAAGAAGGGCUACGACCUGGCGUUCAGGUUCUGCUCCUGCCGCUGCGGCCAGGGCCACCUGAAGAAAGACACCGACUGGUAUCAGGUGAAACGUCUGCACGACGAUCGCAAGAAGAAACCAACAGAGAGGAGCAGGAACGGGUCCAGUGGCGGGGCCGCAGGGCCCGGGGACGGGCUUUUUGACGAGCCCAAGAGAAGCAAGCCACCCGGAGCGGCGGGUAUAGGAGGAGGUAAACUACCCCACGGCGCCUCCAGUCAGGACUUACCUCGGAGACAAUCAAUGGACCGUCAGAACUCUACAGAGAGAGGAGCAGGACCCUUUUCCCUGGGGCCUCCUCAGAAGUCUCCAUGUGGCUCCCCGGGGCAGUCUCCCCCAACUGGUUUCCCUUUCUCCCCCACCGCUGUCCUCGGAGCGGCAGCUGGAGGAGCCGGGUUUCGAGGUUCCCGUCAGCUGGGGGAGUUCUUCAAAUCAGCCGUCCACAUGGACCCGCAGAGGAAACACCUGCUGGUCGGGGGAGCUCUCGUCCGGGGAGGCGGCUGCUCGAUGGGCGCCUCCGGGGGCGGAGCUCAGCUCGACCCCGGGUCUGUGAUUCCCCUGCCGUUGUCCUUCAACCUCCCGCUCCACCACCGGCUCACCUCGGGCAGCGUGGGGGACGGCGCGCACUCUCACCCGGUGCAGUUCCUGAGGAGGCUGGACCUCUCGGAGCUGCUCACCCACGUCCCUCGACAUAAGCUCAACACCUACCACGUCCGCAUGGAGGACGAUGCCCAGGCUGGUCAGGGAGAAGAGCUGCGCAGGUUCAUCCUGUCGGCGCUGAGCGCGAGCCAGAGAAACAUGGUGAACUGUGCGCUGUGCCACCGAGCGCUGCCUGUGUUCGAACAGUUUCCUUUGGUGGACGGGACCCUGUUUCUCAGCCCUUCACGCCACGACGAGAUUGAGUACGACGUCCCCUGCCACCUUCAAGGCAGGUUAAUGCACCUUUACGCCAUCUGUGUGGACUGUCUAGAAGGCGUCCACAAGAUUGUCUGCAUCAAGUGCAAGUCACGCUGGGACGGGAGCUGGCACCAACUGGGCACAAUGUACACCUACGAUAUACUGGCCGCUUCCCCGUGUUGCCAGGCUCGUCUCAACUGUAAGCACUGCGGGAAGCCGGUGGUGGACGUUCGAGUGGGGAUGCAGUAUUUCUCCGAGUACAGCAACGUCCAGCAGUGCCCUCACUGCGGCAACCUGGACUAUCACUUUGUGAAACCUUUUUCCUCCUACAAAGUACUCGAGGCUUAUUGACAAAUGUGGUCCAUGCGGGCUAGUUGAGCUGCGUUUUGUUCUCAAACACAAUCUAGGAAAGAUUUUAUUUUUUGGGGCCUUAAGGUGAUUUAAUGUUUUUAAGUUCGCUCUCUUUUUGGUUUCUUUUUUUAUGUAUAGAAAAAAAAAGUAUGACUCUAGUUUUCAACAAAAAAAUAAAAAAAUGAAAAAAAGUUCCAAGACAGUAUAUAUAUAUAUAUAUAUAUAUAUAUCAGCAGUUAGAGGAGGGUGUUGAUAAAGUGUGGAACUGGCACAUCAGUCACGCAAACACACUUAUCUGCGAGAAAUGAAUGUACCUGUAUGCCAAAAUUUGCUUUUAUUUAACUUCUUUUUUUUUUUAUUACCAAAAACAUAAAAGAUGAAUCUCAAAUAAAGCAGAGAAAGAAAUG
Cyclopterus lumpus (lumpfish) is the source of this 2365-nucleotide messenger RNA. It is a transcript of the gene heca, whose product is annotated as hdc homolog, cell cycle regulator. The transcript is spliced from 5 exons. The coding region runs from base 309 to 1958 and encodes 549 amino acids. NCBI's taxonomy places the organism in Eukaryota, Metazoa, Chordata, Actinopteri, Perciformes, Cyclopteridae. The record is from RefSeq and is a predicted model, not a curated record.